CAGAAAAUAUAAAAUAAUUAAUGACGAAAGUUGUCAAUUACAAAGUUAAUGGUUCUGGAAGAGAUACAUAUAUAAAUUAUGGAAAUGGUGGUUUUUAUAAAUCAGACACAUUACACACUGAUGAGUCUUUCUAUUAGUUGACUAAGCAAAACUCAUUGCCUAUAAUUAAUAGCAAAUUUAAUCUUUAUCAUACAGAUGGAACAGGUCGAGAUUCAUAUAUUAGGUAUGGGAAAUGCAUAAAAAAAGCGAAACUCAGGGUGGUUUUUAUAGCUAUCAACCAAGGAUAAAUUUUUUAGGGAGAUUAAGAAAGUAUGACCCAUCACCUGAAGCGAUUAGAGCGAAUGAUUUUUUAAGAAAAAGCUAAAUGGUGAAACCAGCAAAGGAGUAGGAGCGUUAACUAAAGUAGAAAUGUUAGAGUAUUUUAGAUAGAGCGCAGUGGUGGAACAAGUAACUUAGAGACUACAAUUACCGAAAAUCAAAAGGGAAUGAUUUAUUAUAAUAUAUAUAUUUUAAAAUGUCAGAUAGCUCGUCUGAUGAAGACUAUCGAAAGAUGAAUAGGAAAGCGAAGAAGUCUUAGGUGCGUACUAAUGUUUAAGAUCCAGAAUCCACAAGAUUUGCAUAGGAAUUCGCAUAGAGAUUGUUAAAAGAGAGAGGAUGUACAUAGUGUGUAUGCUAAGGGAAGUUGACAUUACAGAGGAGGAGAUGGGAUUCAAAAAACAAGCAACAAAACAAGUGAAGACCACUACAUAUGUGCAUAGUAUAGAUUAGGCAACAUUUAAGGAAUUAUAAAAGGAAUUCAAUAAAUGUGAAAACAUUGGAUAGAUUUGUACAAUCUUAAAAGCAUUGAGUAAUCAUAAGGAGGCAACACCUUAAUAAUAAUUACAAUACAAAAUAUAGAGAAGUGAUUUCUUAAUAAAGAAUAGGAUGUAUGAGGAAACAAAAACAGAAUGUUUUGAAUUGUUGGAAAAAGAAUUGGGAGUAUUGGAAAAAGUUAAGGUGUUAUUAUCAUUAUGCAAGGCAUAAUUAGAAACUAAUGAAACAUAUAAUGGAUGCAUGUAAGCUUUAAGAUUAAAAAGCUAUGCUGAAACAGUUAAACUAAUGCCAUCAUUUAAUUUGGGUAUUUAUGAUCUCACUCCAGAAUAAAUAUAUAAAUAGAUAGAUGAUAUCUAUUAAAAUACUAUAUUUAAGAUUUAGAGAGAUAAUAAAAAGGUUAUAUCUCUUCUUGGCGUUUAAGGAAAUAGUGCAACAGGUUGUUUAGGUUAAGGAGAUUUAAGUUAAUGUAGUGAGUUAACUUAAUAUUAAAUAUUUAAGAAUAGGAAAAUAAUAUCAAUAGGAUGUGGAGAACAUCAUGUUAUCGUUUUGAUAAGUGGAUGUUCAUGUAUAAAUCCUCAUUAUGUAAAUCAAUGUAAAGGUGAUAAAUGUAAUAAUGGAAAUGAAGUAUUUGGAUGGGGAGAAAAUUUCUUAGGUUAAGUUACUAUGAAUGAAUAGGAUGGUAAUUUUAUAAGUGUACCACAUAAUAUUAAUUAAUUAAGUAAUAAAAACAUUAUUGGAGUAUAAGCUUAUAAAUGUACUUCAUUGGCUUGGGAUUCAGAGGGUCAUAUUUAUUAGUGGGGAACUAAACAUAGUUUUAAAAUUGAUAAAAUGACUGAUAUUUAAUAAAUAGUAUUAGGAUUUAAAUUUGGAGCAAUACUUGCUAAAAAAUCAUUAUUUAUAAUGGGUGAAUUAGAUGAAAAUAUAAAAUAUUCUAAAUUAACUAAAUUAGGUGAUAAUAUUGAUUAGAUUGCAUGUGGAGAUAAUCAUUUGAUUUCAUUAAAUUCAGAAGGUGAAGUUUGGGGAAUUGGAUAAAAUAACUUUCAUUAAUUAGGAGUGUAGAAUCAUUAAUAAUAUUCAAAGAUACAAGAGGAAGAAUGUUUCUAUAUUAAUGCUAAUGAAAAUGCAAGUAUCUUUGUUACUUCAGAUGGAGAAGUCUUAUAUUGUGGUUAAGUAAGUAAAGAAAAAGUUAUCGAUUAUCCAAAAACAUUAUAAAUUGAUGAAGAUGUACAAAUAAUUUAAGCUUGUACUUAUGAUGGUGUCAUCUAUGCUUUAAAUUUAUAAGGAAAAAUAUUUAAAUGGGACAUUGAUAAAGAACCUAAAUCUAAGUUAUUCUUUUCUGCUCCUGUAAGAUAACUUCAUCUUUGUAGAGGAAUCAGAUUAUGUGAAACUACAUCAUUAUAAGGUGAAUGGUGUAGAUUAGAAUUAGAAGAUUAAGAUUAAGAAUAAGAAUACGAUUAAUUUGAAACAUUUACAGAUAUCAAUCUUAUUGUUAAUCUUGGAGAUAAAUAUGGACCUUAUGGAAUUAAAUAAACUCAUCCUAUUAGAUAUAAUAUAUAUAUCUCAGAUGAUACUGAUAUUACACCUGAAUAAUUAUUACAUAAAUGUUAAGUUGUCUCAAUGAGCAAAAUUUAAUCUUAAUAAGAAAAUAAAAUUUAUCUUAAUUUCAUGAAUGAUGGUUAUAAAGCUGAAAUUAAGGAAAUAGAAGAACCCUCUAAACACAAACUUAUUAUAUAAAUUAAUAAACCAGGUAAUUAUUAAGUUUACUUAUAUCUUAAUGAAUAAUUACUUAUUGAUUGUCCAUUGAAUCUUAAUCUUAUUGCUGGAAGUAGAUAAGAUGAAUUGAUGUAAGCAGAAGAAUUAAAAAAAUAACAACAAUAAGCAGAAUUAUAAAGAAAAUAAGCAUUACUCUUAAAAAAGUAAUAAGAAGAUGAAGAGAGGCAAAGAUUACUCAAUGAAUAAUAAUAAGAAUUAUUGAUGAAAUAGUAAGAAACAAGUAAUCUUAUUUCUUUAUUAUUUAGAAAAAAGAGCUGAUGAAAAAUUGUAAUAAUACUAGUUAAAAAUGUAAGAAGAAAAAAGAGUCAAAGAUGAAGAAAGACAAUUAAAGAAAGAUUUAUUAACUGGAGGAGGUUUUGAUCUUAAUAAGGCUAAAUAAUAAUAAGUUAUCUUAUAACAAUAACAGGAGUCAAAUCAAAGUAAUAAUAAUCCACCUAAAAAAAUUAUUAAAUAAGUUAAUACUGUUCUCACAUAAAAAGUUAAAUAGUAAAUGCAAAAUUUAUAAUAAGAAAGAUAAUAAUUAUAAUCAUUAAACAAUCAAUAAUAAUAAUAAUAAAAAUAAUAGACUAAACCUUAAUCUUAACCUCCAAAAUUGAAUCCUGUCAAAGCCACCCCAAAAGUACUUUAAAGUAUCUAGUCUACUAAAACCACUGAUAAAGCGUUUUCAACUCAGGAGACAUUUAAAGAAUUAUAAUAGACGGGACAAUUCAGAAAAACUGAUACUUAAUUGUAAAAGAUACAAUAAGAGUUCUAAUAAGAAUUUUAAUAGUUGAAAAGAUAAGAAACAAAUAAAUAUAAAAGAUGA
Messenger RNA from Paramecium sonneborni, 3391 nucleotides. The record is from the annotation of a GenBank genome assembly. NCBI's taxonomy places the organism in Eukaryota, Ciliophora, Oligohymenophorea, Peniculida, Parameciidae.